AUGGGCGCCGGGCAGAUUCGGACUCCUCCGGGACCGCCCUGGCCCGGCGGGGAGGAGGUCGCUGGCCCUCGCCUGCGCUGCGGCCCUUCCCGUAGCCCGCCGGGCGGGAGGACGGGGCCGUUGGAGUGCCUGAUCCAGUUGGUGAGAGCAGGCGCCACCCUGAACGCCUCCACCACUCGCUACGCUCAGACCCCGGCCCACAUCGCGGCAUUCGGAGGACACCCUCAGUGCCUAGUCUGGCUGAUCCAAGCUGGGGCCAACAUUAAUAAGCCGGACUGUGAGGGGGAAACUCCCAUUCACAAAGCCGCCCGCUCUGGGAGCCUGGAGUGCCUCAGCGCCCUGGUGGCAAACGGGGCUCACACUGACUACGUAAUUCGAAUUGACUUGAGUUUUUCAAGUAAUCCUAGAAAGGGGGAGCAUUCCAUAUAGAAACUGCUGAAACUGCCACAGG
Molecule: messenger RNA, 451 nt
Organism: Octodon degus (degu)
Lineage: Eukaryota; Metazoa; Chordata; Mammalia; Rodentia; Octodontidae
Gene: Ankrd10
Product: ankyrin repeat domain 10
Exons: 4
Coding region: 1-429 (142 amino acids)
Molecular function (GO): protein binding
Source: RefSeq, a predicted model, not a curated record